AUGAGCCGAAUAGGCUUUCUCUUUCUAAUAUUUGGAUUCGUCCGGUCUGUUCCGGUGAGCAUACAGGAUAGUAUAGUUUCUACGACAUCACCAUACUCUGUAUCUACUUCACCACUUCCUGUUUCAUCUAAAGUUGUUUCGUACAAAAAUGAUCAAGCAGCAAAUUUGGAAUCCGUUUUUCAUCCAGAUUGUGCUGAUCCUCACAACAAAGGCGUAGCAUGUACUGCUCACAAAGUUGAAUGCGAUUUGCUUACUUUCAAUGAAUCUCUAUAUAAGCAUAAUCCUUCUGCUCCCUUCGAUCUCCGAAUUGAGCCUUUAGCCAAAUCUUCUAGUCGACUUCAAGACCAAAAGAAAAAGCAUUUGCUACAUGUUGAUAUUUCAUGGCAAAUGCCUCUUAAUGGAAAUUCAUCAACUUUGAGAUCAUUCAAGCUUGAGAUUCAAGGACCGGAGAAUGAACGAAACUGUUUUACAUUCAAUGUUUCCGAAGUGGAAGUGAACGAUGAUUCUUCUUCGCCACGGUUCCAUUUUACGACAGACAGUUUAUUUGAUUUUCAAAAAACUUAUUUGGUAAAGCUAUCUACUUAUCCUCACUCAUCCAAAGUUGGAAGCAUCUCCAAAGUACUGACGAUGCCUAUUGAUCCAGAGUUAGAGCUAUCUGAUCCGGAAAAUAUUACUCAAUAUUGCCGGACACAUGCUCCUACACCUGAGGCCUCAAAAUGGACGGCAGGCUUUCGAAAAAUAUUUCUUCAAGCCAUUACAAAGACAAUUCAUAUAGAAUUUGUUGGGGCGCCGGCACAUUAUUGUUUCGAAGAAUAUGAAGUCCGACUUUUGGAUGAGACGGGCAUCGAGCUUUUGCAUCACACGAUUGUCAGGGCAGCAGACAUGAAGAAAGAGUGGAUUGAUGGCAAAUUGGUGACAUUCGGAGAACACAACUUUACAAAUCUUGAGCUGGAAACAGAUUAUAUACCAUCUGUGAUCCCAGUUGAGAUUGCACACGGGAAGUGUGUUUGUCCGACAAGCCAAGAAACAGGAGCUUGUAGUUGUAUUGCUGCUGAUUGGAAAAAAGUUCGAUUAGAUCGAGUUGAAGUUUCACUUGUCCGUAGCACUACAACUAAGCCGACGACCAUUGAACAAGGGCAGAAUGACAAAUUGUUCACAAUUGUUUUCGUAAUUUUUGUUUUGAUUGGAAUGGGAGUUAUAAUGAUUUGCUGUAUAGCUGCUUCUAUUGCUAUUUGUAGAAAUUAUGAAGAACGUCGAAAGGAACAAUGUGUUCGUUUUGUACCAAAAUCUAAUGGCAAAAUAGCUGAUACUCAUGCUCCUCUCAUUCACACUUGCGGAAGUACAUCAGUUUUGAUAUUAUAUUCACAUGACAGUAUUCAUCAUGAAGCUGCUGUCUUAGCAUUUGGUGAAUUAUUGAAAAAUUUGUUUGGCUAUGAUGUUCACCUGGAUGUAUGGGAUAGUAGUGAUAUUGAGAAAAAUUGGUCGGAGUAUGUCAAUGCCAGCAUUGUCAGAGCUGAUAAGAUCAUCGUCGUCAAUUCUGUCGGAGCAUAUUUGCGUGUUCGCUCGCGAUAUAACCGUGGGGAUGGAAUUGAAAAAGUAGAAAGCGGUCCAUACGAUCGUCUUUUUACCCAACAAAUUGAUUUAGCUUUACAACAUGCGCGUGUAAUUUCAAUACGAUUUGCUUAUACACCACCUGCUGCAACUAUUUAUGCUUUGACUCCAUUACUUCAAUAUACAAUACCGGAUAACAUCAGCUUGCUCGUUUCAUCCUUGAGUGAUUGUUCGAUCAUGAAUGAUGGAAGACUCGUCAGCUACUCACCUGAAAUGCUCAAACUCAAUGCUGCUGUUUCUCGUAUGAGUCAAUUCAUUGAGAAUGAGCCUAAAUGGUUCCAAAAGACUCACCAACGGGUUCCAUCGUUAUUACCACUAAGUCUACCUACAGAUUCUAUUGAUAGCGGAUUUGAUUCAUCUUCUCACAAUACUAGUCGUGACGAGAUUCAAAUUUCCAUCACGAAUGCUUUGAAAGACAUAGCUGAACCAUCCUCAGCUGUUAUAAUACCAGCUUCUCCCAUGAUAGAUGAAGAUAUUCCGUUGUUAGAAGUAAGACAGCCAGAAGAUGAGAGUUUAUCUUAUGUAGAAGAACAACUAGAAGAAGCAUCAACAAAGCUAGACGAGCAGUCUAAUGAUUCAGCCUUCUUUAGCGGGCCAUUAACAGAAGACUUUGGUGAACACAUUGAGGUUCGUGACAAGCCAAGGUUACACGAUAAUGAUUUGAUAGUAAAAACCAAUUACAUAAGUAAUGCUAAUAAUGACUCAGGAAUUGUUGAAUCAACAAUAUUGGAUACCAUCUGA
This is a messenger RNA of Auanema sp. JU1783, 2352 nucleotides long. The record is from the annotation of a GenBank genome assembly. NCBI's taxonomy places the organism in Eukaryota, Metazoa, Nematoda, Chromadorea, Rhabditida, Rhabditidae.